Messenger RNA from Pollicipes pollicipes, 1962 nucleotides. RefSeq lists its product as uncharacterized. NCBI's taxonomy places the organism in Eukaryota, Metazoa, Arthropoda, Thecostraca, Pollicipedomorpha, Pollicipedidae. The record is from RefSeq and is a predicted model, not a curated record.
CCUCGUUUGCGGCAUAUAAUGGGACCAGCGCGGCAAGCGUCUGCCCGGAAUCACCCCUGCGGAGGUGUUUAAGGCUCUUUUCAAGACUAAGACGAUGCCGGCUGAUAGCGUAAAGUGAUGGCACCCUUGCACAGGUACCUUUCUCGGCUUUCUCCUGAACUGUAACGCGACAAACGAGGAAGUGCGUCAGAGCUGCUACGCAGAACAGUUCGCUUUGCCAGAGCAUAACUGACGUCCUUGGCCUGACUGACGGGACCGAAGUUUGCAUCCCAGCGCGAGGGGCUGCACUAGACAGUGGAAUACAGCUGGAGAUAUGCCACCCAAUAGUGCUCGCCAGUCCGAUGAAAAGACGGAAAAGGCUGAAAAGGCGGAAAAGACGAAUAAUUUCGUCAAGCGAGCUCUGGCUCCGGAACACAGUAUUGUCAGCGACAAGCAAGCAGCGCAGCUUCUCAAACAAGAAAAUGUUGUGGAUGUAGAGCGGCUCCUGGUGGAGUUCCUGCAGUACCCAGGAUCCAGCCACGAUUGGCUUCAGCAGUGGGAAGUGGACUUCUACACCAAUGGCGUGACGGAAUUGCUCGGCACCUCGCUAGCACUGCCACCUGGCGGCAACCGGCAACGGUAUACGGGCAGUCAACUUGCCAUGGCCAUCACCACCAUGAAGUUUGCAUUAGCAUUUUACAGAGACCAGCCUCUGCUGGACAGCGCCAAACAGCCGGAUGACGUAUGCCGUCUGCUCGAGCAGCUGGAGACAUGGCCGUCCACCAACAGACCACUGCUUAACACCGAGCAGCUGGAUAGCCUCGGGGACUAUCUCUCCAGAAUCUUCGGAAACUCGUUCGUGCGCCAGCUGUUGCUGCGACCGCUGUUCGAGACACCGUACCGGCUGGAGUGGAAGCUGAACCGGCCGCUGACGCUGCGCGGCGUGUCGCCCGAGCCGCCACCCGAGCGCGGCCAGGCCAAGAAGGCUAAACCGAAGCCAAAGUCGAAAAAGAGGGGCAAGAAGAGCGCGCCACCACCGCCCGAGGAGCCGACGCACGAGGUGGGCGUGCAGCUGCGUCCGCCCGGUUACCUGCCGCUCCGGCUGGCCGCCCCGCUGCCCGUGCUCUACGAGCUUUACACCGGCGAGGUGUACGACGAGGAGGAGAUGAAGAAGAAGAAGAAGAAGGGCAGGAGGAAAUAGGCAAUGGGUGUACGGCGCUAGUCGAACGUGGCUAGCGGGGGCUCCGUAGGCGCGCAUGGGACCAACAGGAACACAGGAUUUGAGCCGAAUAAUAGAUGUGCAGUUUGAUCCGUGCGACGACACCUGCAGCCAGACCGCGGGGGUGUCGUGGCGCGUACCAGUCCGGGCCCCGGCCUUUGCAUCAGGUGAGGAUCAUACCCUGCUCCGAGGAUUCCACUACCGAAGACGCACGAAUCAGACAAAUCUGAAUAUUUUAAGAUCCAUUGUUUACCUCAGCUGAAAGCAUCGCUGUUACACCACACCACGAAAAUCUCAGGGAUCCAUGGACCACGUGGCAUGCGAGUUGCGCUGAAGCUGCUGACAGCCAGGCUGCAGUUAUCCUCUGGCCCGCUAGAUGGCAGUGUCGUUAAUGCCGACCGAUUUUGCCGCCCGCAUGAAUCAAUAGCUACAUCAGGAUGGUGGUCGCCGUGUGUAGUUUCCACUGGCUCAGGCAUGAGUGAACAGCAAUGAGGCCCGGCCACCAAUAAGACUUCAGUCGUCGCGCAGUGUUGAAAAUGAUGCAGUGACUUCACCUCAGCCUUUUAUCUCUCCUUUCUCUGCAACGUGCUUCGUCAUCACCUUCAACUCCUUUUCCGCUUCGUCCAAGCUUUCGGCCCUCCGGCACGUGAUCAAUCAAGGCGCCAUCUCUCCUUGACCGAGACAACUUCAGACCUCUCUUUCGGCUGACCGCGUGCAGCAAGCAGCCAUGUUCGGAAUGCUGAAUCCCAUGAGCGCCGUUACCA